UCGGGAAGCUGCAAAGAACAUUACGCUACCGGGCCGGUCCAGGAAGAGGGCGGCACCACCGUCAAGCCGGGACUGUCGAUGGUAGCUCGAUCGCUUCAUGCAUGCAUGGUUCAAUGACCCGCCAACAUGACAGACACCCUUUGUUUGCACUCUUGGCUCACUAACUAGCGUGAAGGGUCCAGCGCUUAUUUUCGCUUGUCGUUCGAUUGCCGCAGGUCACGGGCAAACCGGCAACUUCUUCCUCCCCCAGGUCAAACCCUGAAGGGCCUGAGCUUAUUCGACAUACCUUAUCCGUCAAUGGUCAAUGCGCUUGGCUUGGGCCAUCAAAUGCAAAUCAAUCAUUGGUUUGCUGUCUCACGCGACUUGCACGAUAUCACAACCCCAACUCGAUCGAGCGAAAUAUGACCGAUCUCAACAAUGGUAAUCUGUAGUUAUUCCGUACAGAUGCAGAAUCAUUCGCUCUGUCUUCUCUCCGUGACACACUCCUUAACGACGACCGCGAUAGACCUCGAAACUUCAUCGCACGUAUCCACCACGCGUCACUCGAUUUAUCGCGUCGCCGAGAAAAAAAAAGACGCCUCCAGAAAAGCCUCUCAGACCCACGAAAAUAGGAUCUCACUGGCAUGCGGCGCAGCAUGUAACUGCCCAAUGAGAAAUCAGGCUGGCCUCCGCCCCCUGCACAUCAACGUUUUCCCCUCGACCCACCUCCCGUCCCCUGUCCAGCAACCGGGCCUCUGUGCCGCGGUGGAGAAACAGUCGCCGAACGGUCCCGAGCGCACAACUCGCAAGCUCGCAAGCUCUCCACCUUCUUCGCCGGAUCGAUCGCCGAAGACGACCCAUGGUCCCAUGGUCCUCACGCCUCCCCCGUCGUGGUCGCACACCACUUCAGACUUGUCCACACACGACACAGCAACUCCUGCUCACCUCCUGUGGCGAGAGUGUGCGCCCCUCGCGCUUCAAGAACCACACUCGGUGACUGCCGCUGCCACAUUCCCAGUUGGGCCGGCCAGUUGGGCGGCUACGCAGUCAUCUCGCUUCGUUGUAACCCUCCUUGUUGGAGUUGGCCGGCAUUCCUGUGAAGGACACUGGAUCUCACACACCCCGGCGGUCCCCUCAGCAGUCAUGCCAUGCCUUUGGGCCAUGAAGAUUUUCUUCGCAGUGGUCAGUGGAGAGAGGGGAAAACCGAACUCCGCGGCCUAAACAGAGUCUUCCCCCGACGCAGAGCAAUGGCUCGACUUGGCGCCAAGGAGCUGCGUUGGUACAGCCCAUGGAGCGUUGAGAACCCGGGCUUGCUCUCUGAGGAGGACGCUAUUCAAGCAUGGCCGAAGCUUCUCGGUCCGGGCCCAAAUCUCUCCAUGAACAACAUGUCAGUUGCGAGCAGCGCUUUGAUGACGCACCGAAUGUGGCGCCGUCUUGCCCGGAGCGCGAUGAUCGAUAGACAAUCGCGGCUCACGUUGGUUGCCUGGUGUAUGUAUCGCGGCAAAAAAGAUGCCGAAUCAGCUCUACACGUGUUGCACAGAAAUCGAGGGCAGCGUGGGAAUCCGUAC
Messenger RNA from Chaetomium fimeti, 1547 nucleotides. RefSeq lists its product as uncharacterized. The transcript is spliced from 2 exons. The coding region runs from base 418 to 1200 and encodes 260 amino acids. The record is from RefSeq and is a predicted model, not a curated record. Lineage: Eukaryota; Fungi; Ascomycota; Sordariomycetes; Sordariales; Chaetomiaceae.